AGCGAAGUGAAGUAGACAGAGCUAGAGGGAUGGUGAGGAGAGCCAAGGGGAAGAGGAGAGGAAGGAAAGCCAGGAACGAGGGAGAGCACAUGGCAGCUGCAGCUGCUAGACGACGUGAGCUGUCGAGAGCAAGUUGAGGUUAGCAACAGGGGGGGCGCUUCUCCUAUAGAUCUGAGAUCUGAGAUCUGAGAUCGCAUCUUCAGUCUGCAUGAGUGAGAAGCUGGAAGAUGGUUUCACCCUUGUGACCAAGAACAGCCGACGGUCAGCAGCAAAGAGAAGGAAGAAUGCCGAUAAGGCUAUCGGCAUUCUCAUGCAUGGAAGGGUUGACAGUGAUAUGACGCAGUCACAAAUCCUCACCUUGAUUGACAAGUGUAUGGGCGACAUGAAAGGUUCAACAUGGUUUCAAGAAGUGAAGAUGAUUGUUUGCGAUCAUGUCAAGAGAGUCAUGGACGGUAUGCAGGCUUCGGGUGGUGAUAGAGAAGCAGAGAAUGUUCGUCAAGGGUCGAGCAUAGCAGGCAAUCUAGCGCACAUGGAAGGUGAAGGUGAAAGGACGAAGAUUUCGAGGAUGGUUUGUUAUGGCAUCGGAAAUUUCAGCGUCAGUGCGUCGUCCUUGCUGCAGAUUUCACUUGCUCUGCUGCUGAAAGAUUUUCUUCAUCCCCCUUCCUCCUCGCUCUUUGAUCCGGUCAUGACCGGAGCUGAGCGACAGGCCGCCGAGUCGUUGGGGUUCACAAUCCCACAAGAGGAUGAGGUUGGCCUGUGUACAACUGACUCAGACUCGCUGUUCUUCAUGCCGCAUUGCGGUCGAAGACUGUACAGCAACGUCCUAAGGGCAAACUGGGGGCCAGGGAACCUUUCGAGGCUUGUUGUGAUUGGGAACAGCUUCGGGGCUUAUCGGAUGAGGAAUCUUUCAACAGAUGUCAGAACAUCAUGCUGUGUGGAGAAAUUAGGGGAAGAAAUGGUGGUGGAGACACUGCUUCCCAAGCAUGUGGAGGAGAAUUCCUUCAUUGACACCAGCGUUCAUUCUUUCCCCCUUAAGAAACUCCUUCUCCGUGAGCAGCAUGACAAGGAAUUCUGGCGCGAGCUUGCUGCUGAUGUCGGCGGAGACGAUCACAGCUGGACCCGAUCGAUGUCAUGAAACGUUUUUUACUUUCACUCCUCAUACAGCCAUGGUUGAGUAAAACUUAGCAGCAUGUCUGCUGCAAGUUUCU
Messenger RNA from Guillardia theta CCMP2712, 1208 nucleotides. RefSeq lists its product as hypothetical. Gene Ontology annotation, biological process: microtubule-based process. Gene Ontology annotation, cellular component: nucleus; cytoplasm. Bases 209 to 1135 code for a protein of 308 amino acids. Lineage: Eukaryota; Cryptophyceae; Pyrenomonadales; Geminigeraceae. The record is from RefSeq and is a predicted model, not a curated record. The transcript has 2 exons.